This is a messenger RNA of Bactrocera latifrons, 548 nucleotides long. RefSeq lists its product as uncharacterized. The coding region runs from base 108 to 548 and encodes 146 amino acids. Lineage: Eukaryota; Metazoa; Arthropoda; Insecta; Diptera; Tephritidae. The transcript is spliced from 4 exons. The record is from RefSeq and is a predicted model, not a curated record.
GUUUUUCGACCUUGAAACUAAACUGGCACAACUAUUAAAGUGACGUCUCUUAAGAUAGGUAUGCACGACAGACCGACAAUCUUGACUCAACAUUUGAUAUUGCAAAAAUGGCACCGAGAGUAUAUUUUGAAUUUGUUGUUCUCCGUAUGACAUAUGAAUCUCAUCUCCACCCGAAUCAACCACGUAUUAGUUUCACACAUAAGAAGAAUUCACCUAGUGCAUCGCUAAUAGAAGCACGAGAUUGGUUUGAUCUAGUAAUGGCCCGGGAAAGGUCGAAAUUACCACAAGGUUCAAAACUUCGAUAUACAGAGUGGCGAAUUCUUUCAGGUGAUGCUAAAUUGUUUUACGUUGAAGGAUUCCGCUACGAUAAAAUACUUGUGUUUAUGGGAGAAGAGUCAAACUAUUGGAUGUUCUAUGAAAAUGUACAACGUCCUCGAAGAAUUGAGGGCAGUGGCCGACUACCAUUGACAUAUUGUGCAUGCUGUUUAAAAAGCCAAUAUAUAACCGUUUUGGACACAAUAAAGAAUUGUUUAUCUAGAAAGCGAUAA